Carassius gibelio (silver crucian carp) is the source of this 3760-nucleotide messenger RNA. It is a transcript of the gene slc25a51a, whose product is annotated as solute carrier family 25 member 51a. NCBI's taxonomy places the organism in Eukaryota, Metazoa, Chordata, Actinopteri, Cypriniformes, Cyprinidae. The coding region runs from base 230 to 1078 and encodes 282 amino acids. The record is from RefSeq and is a predicted model, not a curated record. The transcript has 2 exons.
CAAAGAAAAGAAAAAAAAAUUAUCGAAAGGCCAUAGAUUUAUAUUUUAGACACAGAUUUGGGAUCAGCUCGUCAAACGAUGACCUCAUCAAGCCAAUCAGAGCGCGAGUCGCGCGCCAGCGUGUUGUGUCUAUGGUUCCCAUAGGAUGGUUCCAGUAUAUGGUUAAGAUACAUGUGUGUGACGGAAGUGAAUGACAUGAGUUGAUCCUCAUUUUCGAUCAACAAGGACCAUGACCUCCACCGACCAAGACCGAGAGUCACUUCAGGGUCAGAAACACUACUUGUGUGGUUCUAUCUCAGCGUUCGCCAACAUUGUCAUCACGUUUCCCAUACACAAGGCUCUGUUCCGCCAGCAGUUGUUCGGAGUGCAGACGAGGGAAGCGGUGCGCCAGCUCCAGAGGGAUGGUUUGCACACGCUGUACCGCGGCAUCCUGCCACCUUUACUGCAGAAAAGCAGCACUAUAGCAAUUAUGUUUGGCCUCUAUGAGGACUUCUCCAGGUUGUUGCGGCUACACGCUCCUCAAGCCCCCGUCCUGUUAACGGACGGCAUCGCAGCAGUUUUGGCGGGAACAGCGGAAGCAGUCUUAACACCUUUCGAGAGGGUCCAAACUCUCCUGCAGGACCCGCGUCAUCAUGGAAACUUUCAGAACACUGCGCAUAUUUUUCGUGUUUUGCUUCAACAACACGGCGUCCGAGAGCUUUACCGUGGCCUUGUUCCAAUCCUACUCAGAAAUGGCCCUAGCAAUGUUUUUUUCUUUGGCUUGCGUGGACCGAUGAAGGAACUGCUCCCCGAAGCCGAGACAAAGGCAGGGCACUUGGUUAAUGACUUUGUAUGUGGAGGGAUUCUGGGAGCGGGUCUCGGGGUGGUGUUUUACCCUCUAAAUGUAGUUAAGUCUCACGCACAAGUACAGAUUGGAGGGGAGUUUCAGUCCUGCAGGGUGAUACUGGCAAACGUUUUGAGAGAGAGGGACGGGAAGGUGAGCCGUCUGUUUCGUGGCGUGCAUCUGAACUUCCAGAGAUCUGUUUUCUCAUGGGGAAUCAUAAAUGCUACAUAUGAACUUUUACUGAAAAUGCUCUGAUUGAGAUGAGCCUGAAAAAAAGGGGGAAUUCAAGUGAAAAGCAUCAGUGAUUCAGAGGAAAGAGUAGAAUAAGUCUUCCUCAUUCUAUUUCUGCUGCUAAAAACUCGGCACAUGUUUACUUCAAGUGCUAUGUUAACUCAAAAGAUGAAAACUGUUUUAAUUUCUUCAUCGUCAAGGCUAACUGAAAAUACAAAUGGAAAUGUUUGAUUUGAUCAUUUUAGCAAUAUAUUUUCUAUUUGGAAUGGUAUUUAAACAAUUAAUAUGGGACGCAUAAUGUUUGGAGUUGGCGAGAUUUUUUUUAAUGCAAUAGUCAAAUUGUAUUGUAAUAGUCAAAUAUUAUUACAAUUUAUUUACAAAAAUGGAAUUCAUUCCUCUGAUAUCAAAGCUGAAUUUUUAUUUUCAGCUUGUCUUUAGUGUCACAUGAUUCUUGUUCACAUGAUGUUGAAAACAGUUAUGUUGUUCAGUUUUAAGUGGAAACAAGGAUUCUUAGAUGACUUUUAAAGUUCAAAAGAAUAGCAUGUUUUUGAAAUAGAAAACCGUUGUAACAUUACAUGAGUCUUUAUUGUCAUGUGUGAUCAGUUGAAAUGGAUCCUUGCUGAAUAAAAAUAUGAAUUCUUAAAAAAAUGUGACGAAACCCAAAACAUUUGAAUGGUAUAAUAUGUAAUUUAAAAGAAAUUAGUAUAUUUUUUUAUGAUUACAGUUAAUCAGACACCUAACAGAGGACCCAUGAAAAAGUUGUCUUAGCGAAUGGAAUGGUUCUGUCGAGGCCAAAAUCUUCUACAUAAAUAAAUAACUGGAUCACCUGAUUCAUUUUCAAAAAUUCACUUUUUAUGUCCCGUAGAAGAAAGUAAGCAACUUUCUGUUUUAGCUGAACUAUCCCUUUAAUUCAUCAUCUGACUGAAUGAGUUUUAUGAAUUUGAUUAAAGAUUGAAUUGGCUCACUCAUGAGAAGAAGCGAGGGUUUAGAGACCUCUUCGACCUCAGCUCACUCAGUGUAUCCUCAGAUAUGUUCCCAGUAUUCUGUUUUCGAUACUGAUUUCUGUGGUCUUUUAACCACUGAGUCUUCAAAUCACUAAGUAUGUCAUUACAAGGGUGGGAAUGAUCAGGAGCACAGUUUACACUGCCACUGUUCUUUCCCACCAACUUUAUAUAGUUUUGCUGAGUUCACUUUGGCGUCACCUUUGGGUUCCAGUCCAAGCAUUGAUUAGUCAUCUGGAAACCAACAAACGAGAGUCAGUUUGGUGUUUGUGGUCUCUAGCCUUCAUGUGGUAACAGAAUCAUCCCAUCUGAACCAGAAAUCUUCAUGCUUUUAGCGCCCACUGAAGCUAACAGAUUAUUUCAGUGACAUAAGCAAUGAUUUGGUCAUGUUUGGUUCAUGUUUCUCAUGCACUAAAAGCUUCUUUGUGUUUGAAUCACUCCCAAAUAUACUGAGAUUUUAAGAAGGUGAGACCACAGACCCCAGUUGACAAUGUGCCAAGGUGCACUUUGGAUGAUACUGUUUGUCUCUGUAAAUGUAAAGUUUGUGCUCCAUUUACUUCCAUUUACACUACCAUUCUGGAGUCUGAAAGAUUUUUUAAAAAUACAAGACUGCAUUUAUUUGGUCAUAAAUACAGUAAAAACCAUAAUUUAAAAGAACAGUUUUCUAUUUUAUAUUUUCAAAUGUAGUUUAUUCCUGUGAUGCAAAGAUGAUUUUGAUUCCAGUCUUCAGUGCCACAUGAUAAUUCAGAAACCUUUCUAGAAUGCUGAUUUGCUACUCAAAGAACAUAAACGGUUGUGCUACAUAAUAGUGCAUAUUUUGUGAAACCCCUAAUAAGUAGAAAGUUUAAAAGAACAGCACUUACUUGCUAUAAAAAUCUUUGUAAUGUUAAUAAAGGCCUUUACGGUCGCUUUUGAGCGAUGAAUGCAGUUCCUAAAUAAAAAUAUUAAUUCAUUUCAAAAAGAAAAUCUUACUGACCCCAAACUUUUGAAUGAUAGUGCAUAUGCAUUCAAAAUAAAUGCACACGCUUUACUGCAUACUAAUCAUGAAGUUUAACUUGAAUUUAAACAUUCUGAAAAGUCAUUUGACCAACAAGAGUGUAAACUUGAAUAAACUCUACUUGAGUUGAGCACAUGCAAACUUAGACUAUUAUAAACUUAAGUUAAUAACUGAUAUAAUAAAAAAAUAAACCUUGAACUUUUUAAGCUGUUUAAAAGAGCUCCAUGUGCACCAAAAAAAUGAAUUUUUAAUAAAAAGGAUUAUUUACCUCUUUUAUUUACCUCAACUAUCACGAAGUCAAGUUAAUAUUUAGAUAUUCAUGUUAGAACUGGUUUAAAUGUUGUUCAUGUGUCAGACUUUUUACGAGACAGCAUUAUUUUACCUGCUUACGAUGUUUACAGUUGCACCUUUUUGUUGCAUUUUACAGUUUUUUCCCCCCAUGUUUCUCCUGACCUCAGUUUGUUUUGCCUCAUGCCUUUUAUUGUCAUCUUAAGCCUUUCUAAAUGUAGCUGUUUUAUUAAAAAUGUUGUUGUAUGUAAUUAAGUGUUUGAGCCAUUUUAUUGUGUUCAGUAUUUGAAUAUAUCUGUUAUAAGUAAAGACUUUGUAUGGGUUUGUGUGUUUAUUAAAUUUAGAAAAAACAUUGUUACUAUGUAAAUAUAUCAUAAAAUAUAAUUAAAACAUACUAAAUAAAAUGUAAAGCUUUACUUA